Messenger RNA from Penicillium maclennaniae, 1473 nucleotides. RefSeq names its product putative nucleolin protein Nsr1. The transcript is spliced from 2 exons. Gene Ontology annotation, molecular function: RNA binding. The record is from RefSeq and is a predicted model, not a curated record. NCBI's taxonomy places the organism in Eukaryota, Fungi, Ascomycota, Eurotiomycetes, Eurotiales, Aspergillaceae. Bases 1 to 1473 code for a protein of 490 amino acids.
AUGUCGAAGACUAAGGUUUCCUCCAAGGUCGAUAAGAAGGCCGAGAAGGUCUUGGCCAAGGCCAAGGACACUGGUGUCACCAAGUCCAAGGACGCUGCCAAGAAGGUCGCCUCCAAGGACAAGGCCUCCAAGAAGAACAAGAAGAAGGAGCCCACUCCUUCCAGCUCUGAGUCUGAGUCUGAGUCCCAGUCCGAGGAGUCCUCCAGCUCCUCCGAGUCUGAGGAUGAGAAGCCUGCCCCCAAGAAGGAUACAAAGAAGGUUGAGAAGAAGGUUGCCAAGAAGGAGGAGUCUUCCUCCGAGUCCGACUCUGAUGAAGAGAUGAAGGAUGGCUCCUCCAGCUCCGAGUCUGAGUCUGAGGACGAGAAGCCCGCCGCCAAGAAGGUCGAGAAGAAGGCUGAGUCUUCCGACUCUUCCGACUCCUCUGACUCUGAGUCCGAGGCUGAGGCCCCCAAGAAGGCUGCUGCCAAGGCUGAGUCUUCUGACUCUGACUCCUCUGACUCUGAGUCUGAGGAUGAGAAGCCCGCCAAGAAGGAUGCCAAGAAGGACUCCAGCGACAGCGAGUCUGGCUCCGACUCUGACAGCUCCGACUCCUCCGACUCUGAGUCUGAGGACAGCGAGGAGACUGCUGUCUCCUCCAAGAAGCGCAAGGCUGAGGAGGAGCCCGUCGCUGCCCCCAAGAAGGCCAAGACCGAGGCCGCCCCCGAGGGCGCCUCCGCCAACCUGUUCGUCGGCAACCUGUCCUGGAACGUUGACGAGGACUGGCUCCGCAGUGAGUUCGAGUCCUUCGGUGAGCUCUCCGGCUGCCGUAUCGUCACCGACCGUGAGUCUGGUCGCUCCCGUGGAUUCGGUUACGUUGAGUACACCAACGCUGCCGAUGCCGCUAAGGCUUAUGCCGCCAAGAAGGACUCUGAUCUUGAUGGCCGUACCAUCAACCUGGACUACGCUACUGGCCGCCAGAACAAGCAGGAGGGUGGUGACCGUGCCCAGGCUCGCGCCGGCAAGUACGGUGACCAGACCAGCCCCGAGUCCGACACCCUGUUCGUCGGCAACCUCCCCUUCAGCGCUUCCGAGGAUUCUAUCCGCGACCUGUUCUCCGAGCAGGGCAACAUUCUCGGUAUCCGCCUGCCCACUGACCCCGAGUCCGGUCGCCCCAAGGGCUUCGGUUACAUCCAGUUCGGCUCCAUUGAGGAGGCCAAGGCUGCCCACGGUGCCCUCAACGGUGAGGAGCUCGAGGGUCGCUCCAUCCGCCUUGACUUCAGCACCCCCCGUCCUCCCCGUGAGGGUGGUGGUGGCUUCGGCGGCCGUGGUGGUGGCCGUGGUGGUUUCGGUGGCCGCGGCGGCGGUGGUCGUGGUGGUGGCCGUGGCCGUGGUGGCUUCGGUGGUGGCCGCGGUGGGUUCGGUGGUGACCGUGGUGGCUUCAACAAGGCCAAGGGCAGCAUCCCUGAGUUCAAGGGCAGCAAGAUCACUUUCUAA